GUUUUAACUUAUUUUUAUAUGUUGAAUAUGUAUAAAAUUCAACUUAAAUUCAAACAUACUUUAACACUGUUUACCAGCCGAAGCCGAUUUUUUUUGUGCUUUACGUGUUUAAUUUAACUCAAUUCUCUCAAAGAAUAUAGAAGAUGAGAAAGAAUUGCAAGUUGGAACUUCGCCUUUUUCCUCCCUCCCUCUCCGAUCUUCGCCCCAUGAUGGAAGCAGAAGUGAGUGAUAGCCCACAACAACAGGACCCUCACCAUCAACAGCAACAACAACUACAACAUCCGCUGACCAUUUUCUAUGAUGGCAAGAUUUGUGUCUCAGAUGUCACAGAGCUUCAGGCCAGAUCCAUAUUAAUGCUAGCAAAUAAAGAGACGGAGAGAAGGGUGAUGACACCAACUGGGUCAGAACCAUCUUCACCAAUAUUACUGCAAUCACCUCAUAAUAACAUGUAUAGCCCCAGCACUGGACUUUCCAUGAAAAGAUCACUGCAGAGGUUUCUCCAGAAGAGGAAGAAUCGUGUCCAAGAAACAUCCCCAUACCAUCACUAGCUAAUUAAUUAAGUUAAAUUAUCAAAACCAAGGGGAAACAAAUGAAAAUUAAUUUGGCUUGGUUGUUGGUUAGCUUGUUGCAAGACUAUGAUGAAUGAAAUGCCUUUUUUCCCAACACAGUUUGUGGAUCAAGGGCUUGUAAAUUAAGAGCGGCUAUGAUCGAAAUCAUACAAUUUCUUCGUUAAUAUAUAUGGUUUCUUA
Glycine soja is the source of this 749-nucleotide messenger RNA. RefSeq names its product protein TIFY 5A-like. The record is from RefSeq and is a predicted model, not a curated record. Bases 144 to 548 code for a protein of 134 amino acids. Lineage: Eukaryota; Viridiplantae; Streptophyta; Magnoliopsida; Fabales; Fabaceae. Gene Ontology annotation, cellular component: nucleus. The transcript has 4 exons. Gene Ontology annotation, biological process: response to wounding; regulation of defense response; regulation of jasmonic acid mediated signaling pathway.